Messenger RNA from Bombus pyrosoma, 353 nucleotides. RefSeq lists its product as uncharacterized. The transcript is spliced from 2 exons. The record is from RefSeq and is a predicted model, not a curated record. Lineage: Eukaryota; Metazoa; Arthropoda; Insecta; Hymenoptera; Apidae. Bases 37 to 345 code for a protein of 102 amino acids.
UUGGUCAAUUUCCCAUAUCGGUGGUUAAAAAAAGGGAUGCUAGCCGGCCUUGGGGAAAAGUUGCUAGCGGGAGGCGUCGUUCGCGAGAAGGCUAGCGAAGACGCAUCGGCACCUGGCGACCAUCUUACCCGGAGAACAGGGUCUUUGUUAGGCAAACGUUCAUCCCUUGACCGCGGCUACGUUGGGAACUGGUUGUCGCCCCGAGCCCAAGCUCAUUGUCACGAAUCUCGAACAGGUACAGUCGGGUCGAAUGAUAAUUGUUUAAUUACAGGUUUUUCCCAAAGUUCCAAAGGAAGGCUCCGGUGUUCCUUCGUCUCCGACAUAUAUGUAUCUACCAAAGAUUAAUUUGCGAC